This is a messenger RNA of Chlorocebus sabaeus (green monkey), 2187 nucleotides long. Lineage: Eukaryota; Metazoa; Chordata; Mammalia; Primates; Cercopithecidae. The record is from RefSeq and is a predicted model, not a curated record.
CGAGAAGCAGGUUACUGCCUCACUCCAUCACAGCCACUUCCUCUUGAACCAAGGGAGGCAGGGCUUGUCUUCUCUCCUCAGAGGCGAGUCUGCGAUCUUCCCAGUACAGAAGUUUGGACAGAGCAGACUCCUAAGGUCUCCAGAAUGCCCAUCCCAGCCUCCUGGCCCCACCUUCCUGGUCCUUUCCUGCUGAUGAAUCUACUGUUGGGGGGACUACCAGGAGUGUUGGGUGAGGAGGAGCUGCAGGUGAUUCAGCCUGAGAAGUCCGUGUCAGUCACAGCAGGAGAGUCGGCCACUCUGAACUGCACUAUGACCUCCCUGAUCCCUGUGGGGCCCACCCAGUGGUUCAGAGGAGCUGGACCAGGCCGGGAAUUAAUCUACAAUCAGAAAGAAGGCCACUUUCCCCGGGUAACACCUGUUUCAGACCCCACAAAGAGAAACAACAUGGACUUUACCAUCCGCAUCAGUAACAUCACCCCAGCAGAUGCCGGCACCUACUACUGUGUGAAGUUCCGGAAAGGGAGCCCCGAUAUGGAGUUGAAGUCUGGAGCAGGAACUGAGCUGUCUGUGCGUGCCAAACCCUCUGCCCCAGUGGUAUCGGGCCCCACAGUGAGGGCCACAGCUGAGCACACAGUGAGCUUCACCUGCGAGUCCCACGGCUUCUCUCCCAGAGACAUCACCCUGAAAUGGUUCAAAAAUGGGUAUGAGCUUUCAGACUUCCAGACCAGUGUGGACCCUGCAGGACAGAGCAUGUCCUACAGCAUCCGCAGCACAGCGAGGGUGGUUCUGACCCGCAGAGACGUUCACUCUCAAGUCAUCUGCGAGGUGGCCCACGUCACCUUGCAGGGGGACGCUCUUCGUGGGACUGCCAACUUGUCUGAGGCCAUCCGAGUUCCACCCACCUUGGAGGUUUUUCAACAGCCCAUGAGGGCAGAGAACCAGGCGAACGUCACCUGCCAAGUGAGGAAGUUCUACCCCCAGAGACUACUGCUGACCUGGUUGGAGAAUGGAAAUGUGUCCCAGACAGAAACAGCUUCGACCCUCACAGAAAACAAGGAUGGUACCUACAACUGGAUGAGCUGGCUCCUGGUGAACACCUGUGCUCACAGGGAUGGUGUGGUGCUCACCUGCCAGGUGGAACAUGAUGGGCAGCCAGCGGUCAGCAAAAGCCAUGCCCUGGAGGUCUCAGCCCACCAGAAAGAACAGUGCUCAGAUACCACUUCUGGCCCAGUACUGGCUCCCACUGCUCCACUUCUCAUAGCUGUCCUCCUGGGCCCCAAGGUGCUGCUGGUGGUUGGUGUCUCUGUCAUCUAUGUGUACUGGAAGCAGAAGGCCUGACUCUCCUUCCCUCCUCCCCUGCCUCAUGGGACCCCCAGUCUCUGCUGCCUCCUUCCUUCCUUGAAGGGCUCUGACUGAGAGAAGGGGCUGGUGAGAAGCUUCCCCAGACUCAGCUCCAAACGCCUCCCCUCCCAGGACAUCUUACUGCCCACAGGUUCCUGUUGCUCCUUUGCGGAGUCCUUGAUUCUCCACAGCAGUCUUCAUUCAUGGUCCUGAGCAGAAGCCAUGGCAUGGGGCUCUGGGGAGUGACUCAUGACACCUCCCUAGGAUGUGGGAAACACGCCAAAUCUAAACCCAUCAGGACACCUCUCCUCCACCGUCUUGGACUGUCCAUAAGCCACAAACUGCAGUUCAGAUUCUCAAGAGUUAUUCUGCCUUCUGGAUUCCUGCCUACUCAAUUACCCAACCUUGUUGAGAUUCUCUAUUGCCUCCUGAAUACAAAUUAACACUCAUCCUGGUUUUAAGGAGAAAAAAUGAUUCUCCUUCCUCUUUGUUUAAACAUAUGAUAUAGUUUGGAUAUUUUUGUCCUACAAAUCUCAAUGUGAAAUUUCAUCCCCUAUGUGGGAGGUGGGGUCAGGUGGGAGGUGUUUGGGUCAUGGGGAUGGAUUCAUCAUGAAUGACUUGGUGCUAUCUUGGUCUAUUAGUACCCACAAGAUCUGAUUGUUUAAAAGUGCCUAGCAGCUCCCUCUUCUCUCUUUCUCUUCCUUUCUCCCCAUGUUAUGCCAACUCCACUUCACUGUCCACUGUGAGUAGAAGCACUCUGAGGCCCUCCUCAGCAGCAGAUGCAAGUACCAUGCUUCUUGUACAGUCUGCAGAACCAAAAGCCAAAUAAACCUCUUCUUUAUAAAC